AUGGCAUAUACAUUAUCAAUAUUUUGUCAUAUGACAACUUAUGUUUCCAAGUUUGUAUUUUUUGUAAAAAUUCAGUCAGUUCUUUUAGGUUGUACAAAUUACAGUAUUGCAGAUUUUCAGUUAACUGCAAGUGGUUACCAUGUUGAAUCAAUUAUCUCAUGUGUUAGUAUUUGCAAUUCGUAUACCCCACCAGUUUUCUUUUAUGCUUUUUUUCUUGAAGGCCAACUUUGUUUCUGCAGAAAUGCUUCACUUCCACAAGUAAACUUAUCUAACUUUAAUAGUCCUUGUUCCACAAGCACAUGUUUGAGCAAUAACUCCAUCUCUGAUUGCUUUCUAAGUGUCUAUGAAGUAGUUCCACUUGGAUUAGGGAUUGUUAAGUGGAACAUAACUUUGUGUCCUUCCAUAUUACUUGUGGACAAUGAAGUUCAAAUAAAAACAAAUAUUUUGAGAGGUGAUGCAUCAAGUGCAUAUGUGAGACCAGUACCAAAUGAUUUACCAUCAGAUGUUCAAACAGUCAAUGGUAUGACAGUGAAAAGACUUUUUUAUUUACCUGGUUUACAGCAGUGGUCGCAAGAAAUUGGAAAUAAUUUUACAAACACUUUUAUUACUAAAAUAUGGAUACAAAUUGAUGAAAAUGUUGGUGGUAUUUAUGUAAUUCCAUCCACUUACCAGGAUAAUGAAUUCUAUUAUUUCUUAUUGGUUGUCACACAAGGAACAAACACAAGUCUAACUGUUUUUCUCCCUACAAAUCAAACUUUAUUUUAUUAUGCAGACAUUAUUCAUUUGACAUAUGGAUUUGAUUUAUCCUUGAUUUAUACUUCUUCUGGAAAAACUUGUAGUCUUUCUGGUGGCUUUAUUUUAAAACAAGUUGUUUUAACAUCUGGUCAUUUAACAAAAGUGAAAUUAAAAGCCUCUGCUGCAGGAUAUUUAAAAUUUGCUAUUUUGCGACCAAUAUGCAGUAAUUCUACAAUUUUUUGUUCCUUUACCUUGGAAUGUUUAGAUGAUUGUUUUUUAAUAAAUUUAUUAGAAGAUGAAGUUUUUGUGCCAAAUCCGUCUGUAAUUACAGCAUUGGUUGUAACAAAAUUUAUUUUUCUGGUAAAUGUUACUGGAGUAAUUGAAAUACCAAUCAAAAAUCACAAUAAUGAAAUUCGAGAAAAUGACAUGGUGUGGAUUGGUGGAAAUAUUAGUUUAUUUUGCUUUGGAAAAAAUUAUGAGCAAGUACAUGGAGUGGAGAUUGGAAAAACAAUGACAUUUUCCACUAAUAGCAUAAUUAAUGAUGAUUUUUUUAUAUCACUUUUUAUAUCGAGUUCACAUGUGAGUUUGAUUUCAAUACCAUCAAGUACAACUGGGAAGUUUUCUUUUAUGAUUGCUGCUUCUAAUCAUGUGCCAUCCUUCCAAAAACUAAAUUAUUCUUUUGAUUUUCAGAUCCCUGUGUCUGGUUUGCGGUUUGCAGAUAUGAAACCAGUUCCAAAAUUUAUAGCUGGAUACAUGCUUAAUACAUGGCUAAUUUUUAAGGCUGAAAUAGACAAUGGAUCAAAUGUGAUAUACACAUUUAAUAUUCCCAAGCUUAAUUUUUCUAAGAAUGUAUCUGAUGAUAAUCAAGUUUCUCAUAUGUUUGUUAAUAUAGGUGUUUACACUGUUUAUUUAAUUGCCGCCAACAAGGUUAAUUCACUUAAUACUUCAAUUGAUAUUUCUAUAUUAUCAGAAAUAAGUGGAAUUUAUUUGUAUGUUGAAAAAAAUCAGCUACAAGAUAGGAUUUUUAACACAACUAUAAGAAUGUUUAAUGGAACUAAUGUGCAGUUAUUAGUUGAUUUUGGUGAUGGAACACCUGCUAAAUAUAUUUCAAAUAUAGAUGCAACUGGUGUGAAUGGUGUUACUUUUACUAUUGCCCAUAAAUAUUCUUUGUGUAAUAUGUUUACUAUCAAUGCCAGUGCAACAAAUGUGUUUGCAAGCACAAACGGAAGCUUAAACACUGCUGUAUUUUCAAAUUCUAAAGAUGUAACUGUUUUUUGCACACUUUCUACUUUGAAUGUCAUAGCAACUCCUAAUAUUUCACUAAAUGGGUAUGUUCAUUUAUCUCUUAGCAAAUAUCUAAUUUUGGGCAUAAAUCAAAAUACAGGAUCAUUUUUAAUAUACACAAUCGAUUGGGGAGAUGGAACUUAUGAAAUUAAAAAUCAAACCAUAAAUCAAAAUCCAGUUUCUUUUCAGCUACGACAUAAAUAUAAUGUAGAAAGCAACUUCACUGUUAAUGUAACAUCUAAGAACUUGCUGCAAAGUUUAAGCUAUUCAAUUUAUAUAAUUGUAAGAAAUUGUUCAGUACCUGAGAUUAGUUUUUAUUAUGGGACUUUAGUCAGCCCAAUGAAUAUUAUUCGAAGUGUUGGUGCAAAUAUUACAGCUGUUGUUGAUAAUAUUAAUAAAAUAUGUCCACUUGAAACUUACAGUUUUAAAUGGAAUCUUGGAGGUACUGUUUCAAAUCCUACAGUUACUUUUGGUUUUUUAUCUCCACAAAAAGUUACUUACACAAUUGCAAAAAACUCACUUGAUAUAGGCUUGCAUAAAUUAUUAUUGGAGUAUAACUAUGGAGAUGUUUCAAAUGUUUAUGCUGCAUAUUUAAAUGUUACAUUUUCUCCACUUUAUAUGGAAAUUGAUAAUGGAUUUUUUGCUUCUAUAAAAUAUAAAAGGAAUAAUAGAUAUGGUAUUUCCUACCAAAACUUUACAAUAAGUGCUAAGUCAAGUUUUGAUCCAGAUGAUCCUAUUGCAGGAAUAAUAAAUAUCACUUUUAAUUGGAAAUGUAAAGUUGCUUCAAAUUUCUCAGUUGCUCAAGAAGUUAUGGAAAGUUAUAAAGCUUUGAACUUAAAUUUUUCUAGUAACACAUGCUUUAAUCAAAAUUGGAUUAGCAUUUCUUCCUUUACUUCAGAAGUUACUUUUAACACACAGCAGUUUUUAGAAGGUAUAAGUUAUCAUUUUAAAGUGUGUGGAACGAAAUAUGCAGGAAAAGAUAUAAGUUCAUUGCAUGUAAAUAAGACAGGUUGUUUCACUCAAGAACUUCACAUAAUUGCUAGUGGUCUUCCAACUGUUUCUAUUAGGUGCAUAUCAAACUGUGAUUCAAAACUGAAUUUUAAAGAGCAAGUGAUUUACUCAUAUGUUUGUGAAGAUUGUGGCUCACAAAAACUAAUGGCAAAAUGGAAGAUAACAGAUGAUACUGGUUUUGUUCCUUCUGAAAUUUUGUCUACAAAUGCUUCUCUAGGCUUCUCAACUCCCAGUCUCAUAAUAAAUAAAGACAUUUUACUUGAAUCUAAAAGCUACACUUUUACUUUGAUAGUUGGUUUUAAAGAUUCAUUAAAACAAGUUAAAUUUAAAUUUACCAAAUCCACAUGUUCUCGUCCAUCUUCAGGACUUUGUUACAUUAAUCCAACGGAUGGUUAUGCUCUUGAAACAACUUUUAAACUUGUCUGUUACAACUGGAGAAACUAUGAUGGCUUCCUGAGCUACAGUUUUUUUUAUGACGAUAAUUUACCACAGUCAAUGAAGCUUGUAUCAACCAGUGAUUACCCUCUAAUGAGCAUUGCAAAUACUGGCCAACCUAGUUUAAUUAACUUUGUAAUGGGUCCAGGUUUUGAAAAAAAUGGUUACAAAAUUAACAUCAUUAUUAAGGUAUAUGGUAAAUACCAAGCAUACACAGAAUACAAUAAACUUAGCAUAAAGGUACGUCCAAAUAAUAAUCCUAUAAAUUUAACAGAAUUGUUUAUGGGGAUUAGUUUAACAGAUACACCAAGUGUUAUUAAUCUUGUUCAAGCAGUUAGUUCUACUAUUAACAAGGAGUUAGCAAGCUAUUACAACAAUACACCAUCACUUAUAAAUGAUUUUAUUGAUAUGAGUAGUUAUGCUAGAAAUCAAGAAAGACAAAUCCAUCUUUCUCGCUUGCAAGGCUUGCGAACUAAAAUGAUUGAUUUACUUAGCAAUAUUUCUAUCAACAAUUUGAAAUCUUUUAAAUCAAUAAGUGAUGCGUUGGCCUUAUCUACACAGUUUUCAAUGGUUUCUCAGUCUCAGAAACAGGCAGCAAAUAUUAUAACAAAGCUGGCUGAUCUUCUUACAAAUGACAAUCUAAAAGUAGUUGGAGUGAACAGUUUUGAGAUUAUGACUCAACCAUUUGUAAGUUCCAUAUCAAACUUAUUUGAGACUAAUACACCAGGCCCUUUACAAGGUGAACCUUUUCCCACAUCUCAAACAACAAAAUCAACAUCAAAUGUAGAAGGAGACUCAAAUUUUGAAUCAAAUUUGUUAAAGUCUAUGGACAAAUAUUUUAUGGCAAUUCUUUCAUACAAAGUUCCUGGUGAAGGUGCAACUGUGCGUGAAACAAGUCAAUUUACUGUUAUACUAAAAAAAGAUUUCUCAAGUAGCUUAAGUAACACUUCAAUUGGUUCAUCUGAAGGUGGUUUUACUCUACCAGAUUCAAAAGACAUGUUUAACGAGUCUAUACAAAAUGCACAAGUUUUAAUAAGUAAUGUCAGAAUGAAAGUUAUGGCUUACACAGGGGAUUCUAAUCGAUCACAAAACAUUCUUUCUGAAUGCCAAAGUCUUUCUAUUUCUGGUCUUGAUGGUAGUUCUAUAAAAGUGAGUAACAGUUCACAACCAAUCAGUAUAGCUAUUAAAAAUUUUCCUGAAAAAAUGAACGGAAAAAAUAUAUCAUUAUCAAUGCCUAAUGAUUUAUAUCAGGUGAAGCUUCCGUUGGCAUCAGAUUGUAACAUGCUUCUGAAGUUUUUAUUUUUAAAUGAUCAAAAUAAUUUAACAAAUCUUGUUGUUUACAUUCAAUAUGGAAAAGUUGCAACGAAACUUGAUUACGAUAUUAAACUGAAUAUUUCUGCUAAACAUGGUGUUGCAAUCACAAAAAAUGAUGCACUUGCAAACAUAUCUUUCGAAGUUUCCAAUGCAACUGCUACUGAUGCUACAAACAGUAGUCACAAUUUUUCUGAACUUUUACAAAGAAAUCAAGAUGCUCGUUUACUUGAUGAUGGUGCACUAAUUUUAUGGAACUUUUUAAAUUCGACAUAUGCUUUUUUAAAUAGAAGCGAGUUGCAUUUAUCAUUUUCCUAUGUUGGACCAAUGCCUGAUAAAAAAUUAGAUGCCAAUCCAUAUACAUUUGAUGAAGCAGAGUAUUAUGGGACAUUUGACUAUGAAAUGAAAUCAUUUUGUGCUGAAUGUAAUUACUGGAAUGAAAAUGCUAAUCGAUGGAUGUCAGAUGGAUGUCAGUAUGAUGUUGAAACUUCAACGCUUUUGCUAACUAAAUGUAAAUGCAACCAUUUAACAGCUUUUGGUGGGUUUUUUGUGGCUCCUAAUCCUAUACCAACACCUUCAUUAGGAAUGUUAAAAAGUGGUUAUGUUCUUCUUGUUACAGUUGGAGUUAUUAUUUUACUUUGGAUAAUUGGAUUAAUACUUGCCAGGAAAAUGGAUAAAAAAGAUAUUUCCAAGAUUGGUGUUUGUCCACUUCUUGAUAAUCAGGAUGGUGAUACUUAUCUAUAUCAAAUAAUUGUAAAUACUGGUAGUCGAAGAGAUGCUGGAACCAAAUCAAAUAUUUUUUUUACUGUUGCUGGUGAUUUAAAUGACAGUGGAAUUAGGCGUUUAAAAGAUUCAGAAAGAGAUUGCUUUCAACGAUCAAGCUGUGAUGUAUUUAUAAUGACUACACCAAGUUCUCUUGGUGAUCUUGAUUAUAUUAGGUUGUGGCAUGAUAAUAGUGGUGGAGGUUGGUACCUCAGAAACAUUGUUAUUAUUGACCUUCAAACUGAAAAGAAAUUUUUUUUUAUUGGUCAUUGUUGGGUUGCAGUUGAUCGGGGCUCAUGUAUGUUAGAAUGCCUUUUACCAGUAGCAUCAGAUUUAGAAACUUCUAAUUUUAACUACAUUUUUAUAACCAAAGCAAGUAAUGAUCUUUCGGAUAAUCACUUAUGGUUUUCAAUAUUUGCCCGCCCACCCAAAAGUAACUUUACUAGAUGCCAAAGAUUGUCUGUUGCUGUUUCUUUGUUAAUGACUUCUAUGGUGGCAAGCACAAUGUUCUAUGGACAAAUUCCACCAGCAAAUCCAGCAACUGAAAAUAAAGUUGGCAGUUUUUCAUUCACUUGGGCACAGGUUUAUGUUGCAGUAAUUAGUGCUUGCAUAACUAUACCUGUAAAUAUUAUACUUGUUGGAAUUUUUCGAUCAAUAAAACCUCUUGAAAAUGUAAACAAAAAUGAGACACAAAAAAGUUUAUCUUUACCUUUGAAGUUGAUUAAAAGCAACUCAAAUGAAAAAAUAGAAAUGAUUCCUAUUAAAGAAAACAAACCAACUUUGAAAAAAUCAAAGAAAGAAUUUUAUCUUCCACAUUGGUGUUUGUACAUAGCAUGGUUUAUCUGCAUUUGUAGUAUUUUUGGUUGUGGUGUUAUUGUUAUAUUUUAUGGGAUGGGUUUUGGAAAUAAAAAAUCUUUGAAUUGGUUAUCUAGUGUAACUAUUGGAUUUGUGCAAGACAUAUUUUUUAUUCAACCAAUUAAAAUUUUCAUUUUGUCAGUUUUUGUGGCUCUCAUUAUAAAAAAAAUUGAAGAAGAUACAUCCCAAGUUGAACAGCAAGGUAAAAUGUUAGCUCAAGAUGAAAGUUGGCUACAUAAACCUAAAGAUGAAACAACAAUUUUUGAGCAAGUUAACAUUGAAUUUAAACCUCCUGAUUCUUCUACAUUAGCAAUAAUGAGAGAGAAGGGUAUUAAAAACAUGAAGAUGUUCUCAAUAUUGCAAGAAUUGGUUUUUUACAUUUUUUUUGCAGUCUUAGUGUUCUUCAUUGGCUUUAUGACACGGGAAAAUUUUGCUUUUUAUCAAACUCGCAAUGUUGAAGAACUUUUUAAUUUGCAAUUAAGGUCUGGUGUAUCGUAUUCUUAUGGAACAAUUUUUAAAGAGAUUCAAUCAUCAAAAGACUUUUGGCCAUGGGUAGAAAAAUUUUUUCUACCACAAGUUUACCCUAAACCUUGGUACAAUUUGAGUGCUUUUUACGCAAAUUCAGAUAAGAAAAACUUCCCUGGAAAAUUGUUUUUAAAUGAUCUAACUUCAAAGAUUGUAAAUGGAAUCAGAAUUCGACAAGUUCGAGUGCAGCCACAUUCCUGUAUCAAAGCUAAAUCAAUGGCAAAUUAUUUUAAACUGGAUUGUUUUUCAUCUUACAGGUCUGCAUUUGAAGAAACACGGGAUUUUGAUUUCAAUUGGUCGCUUCCAGUAAAAUACAAAUCUGCUAUCAAUCCAUCAACUAUGCCAUGGAGGUAUCAAACUUGGAAAGAUCUUGAUGGUUAUCCAUAUUCAGCUUAUUUUGAUACCUACUAUGGUGGAGGUUAUGUAAUAGAAAUUUUUCCUAAAUGGAAAAAUAAAGCCUUACUCGAUCAACUUAAGAAACUUAGAUGGAUUGAUAGACAAACUCGUGCUAUAAUAAUUGAGUUUGCUUUGUUUAAUGUUGCUACUAAUUAUUUUAGCAUGGUCACAAUGAUAUUAGAGCUUCCAGCUUCAGGUGGAGUUAUUCCUAACUUUUCUAUACUUACUUUUAAAUUGUAUGCUUCAACAAAAGGAACUGGUGUGGCUAUGUUGGGUUCUCAAAUAUUGUUUAUCAUUAUUAUGUUUGUAUUUGCUAUUCGUGAAUGUUGUGUUUUAUAUCGAACUGGUUGGAAAUAUUUUCUUGAGUUUUGGAAUUUAAUAGAAAUUGCUUUGAUACUUUUAUCUGUUUUUGCUGUUGGAUUUUUCUUUUAUAAAGACCAUCUGGCUAAGGUGUUAUUACAACGAAUGCCUACUAAAAAACCACAGUCAUUUAUCAACUUUCAGUUUGCUUCAUACUGGGAUUUAACAUAUAUCUACAUUGUGUCACUCAUUGUUUUUUUUGUAACUUUGAAGUUUAUAAAACUAUUGCGGUUUAAUAGACGUGUUUCAAUGUUAUCUUCAACCUUGAAAGCUGCAUGGUAUCCUCUUUCUAUUUUUGGAAUCUUUUUUGUAAUCAUUAUGUGUUCAGUUGUAUCUUCAACAACAAUUGCUUUUGGUAUGGUGUUGGAAGGUUAUCAGAACUGUUUUAAAACAGUUUCAUCCGUAGUUUUAUUAUUACUGGGGAAUUUUAGUUAUGGUCAAUUUGAGUUUGCUAACUCUCUACUUGGUCCAAUAUUUGUCUUUGGCUUCAAUGUUAUUGUGAAUUGGGUUAUUAUGAGUAUGUUCAUAUCCAUUAUAACUGAUAUUUUUGCUGUAGUUCGUGCCAACCUUGCAUACCAAGAUAAUGAUUAUGAGAUGGUUGAUUUUGUAAUGGAACAAUUUAAAGAUUUGUUUGGUUGGGGUUCUUCGAAGAAAAAAAAAGAGAUUUAUCUUAUAAAUGAAAAUAAAAAGGCUCCUGAACUUGAAAGUCUUUUGACUGCUUCUUCCGUAAAUGAAAAGGCUCCUGAACCUGAAAGUCUUUCGACUGUUUCUUGCGUAAUUAAGCCAAGAUUAAACAAAAAUCGUUAUAAAGAGUUCAAAGGAGUGAAAAGUUUUUAUGCUGUUGAUUUGAGAAACGCUUUGCUUGAUGAGAAAUUAUCAAAAUACGAUUACUUGUUGAAUGAAGAUGUAACCAAUGGUGAAAUAAACGAAACGCUUGACAUGUUUAUUAAUUGUACAAAUAUACUUUACUAUGAUGACGCAGAAAUGGUCAAGAAAAUGAACGAAAUAGUAAAAAUGGAAAUUGAUAAGGAGCUAAUAACUGAGAUAAACAAUUGACUUUUUAUUUUUGAAUUUAUUCUUAUUUAUCACUUAAAUGUCUUUCAUCAUAGAAAAUAUCAUUUUCCAA
Molecule: messenger RNA, 8800 nt
Organism: Hydra vulgaris (swiftwater hydra)
Lineage: Eukaryota; Metazoa; Cnidaria; Hydrozoa; Anthoathecata; Hydridae
Source: RefSeq, a predicted model, not a curated record